AUGGGGCCCCUGGCAAUAGGGGAUCAUGGGGCCCCUGUGUCCUUGCCCAAACCCCAAAAAGCCUAUGAAAAAGGUACCAGGGGCAUCUCAUGGGGCCCCCUACUGACCCCGGGCCCUCAGGCAGUGCCCGAGUUUCCAAAUGGUCAGUCCGCCGCUGAUCAGUGCCCAUCAGUGCUGCCUAUCAGGGCGGACUGACAACUCAUGGGGCCCCCAGGCAAUAGGGGAUCAUGGGGCCCCUGUGUCCUUGCCCAAACUAAAAAAAGCCUAUGAAAAAGGUACCAGGGGCAUCUCAUGGGGCCCCCUACUGACCCCGGGCCCUUGGGCAGUGCCCGAGUUUCCAAAUGGUCAGUCCGCCCCUGAUGGCAACCGUACCUAUAUG
This is a messenger RNA of Staurois parvus, 379 nucleotides long. The record is from the annotation of a GenBank genome assembly. Lineage: Eukaryota; Metazoa; Chordata; Amphibia; Anura; Ranidae.